AUGCUUCUGGAGAAGGUUCAGGUCUUAUCACCAACAUCAGGCUUCAAGCCACGGCAUGUUCAAACCACGAUCAAUUAUUACAAAGACCCCGGCGAUGGAACAGAACAUGCUCCAAGCAUUGCCCGCAAAAGAAGCACAUUCACCCAGCCUUCCAUUGAUCUGGAGACUCUCGUCAUGGAUAUUACUGGAAGCGAGGAGAACUACACUCUCGACAGUCACGGAUUCCAACUCUGCGAUCAUGUAAGCCGAGAAAAGAACUUUGACAAUGACGACCGUAUCAAGGAGGAGUACUAUCCGGAAGUGGAGAACCCUGAUGAUGAGCGCCGACCGGUGAAGCGAGCCCAUAUCGACCAGUCCGAAUGGGCUGCAAGAAAUCAAGUUACGCGCCACGUUGGGUCGGACGCCCCUCGCCUGCUGGAAUCCCGUUUCCAGAUCAUCAAUGUGUGGCGUCCAAUAAAGACGAUUUAUAAGGACCCACUCGCCGUCUGUGACUCCCAUUCAGUGCCAGAGACAGACAUCCUACCAGUCAAGUUGAUACACCCUGGCUGGGUAGGGGAGCCGUGCACAAUCCUGCCUAACAAAAACCACCGUUGGUACUACAAAAACAGACAGACUCCCGAGCAGGUGAUGCUGUUUAAAUGCUACGACUGGAAAACUGAUGGGCGUGCUCGGAGGGUCCCACAUGCCGCUUUCACUGACCCUGAUACGAUCGAACAAGAGCCAAGGCAUAGCAUCGAAGUCAGGGUCCUUGUUUUCCACGAGGACGACGUGAACAGGAAUUGA
This is a messenger RNA of Diaporthe amygdali, 783 nucleotides long. RefSeq lists its product as uncharacterized. The record is from RefSeq and is a predicted model, not a curated record. The transcript has 2 exons. Bases 1 to 783 code for a protein of 260 amino acids. Gene Ontology annotation, molecular function: oxidoreductase activity. NCBI's taxonomy places the organism in Eukaryota, Fungi, Ascomycota, Sordariomycetes, Diaporthales, Diaporthaceae.